UUGCCUCCCUUGUGGGACUACUUGACGCAUGCGCAACUUUCCACGUGUCUUUCUCUGGAGCAAGAUGCCGUUCGGUGGUGUAACAGUAAAGGACGUCAAUCCUCACGACUUCGUGAAGUCACUAGCCGCUUGGCUAAAGAAAAGUGGCAAAGUAAAGCUGCCCGAUUAUGUGGACCUUGUCAAGACUGGCAAGCACAAAGAACUAGCUCCUUACGACAAGGACUGGUACUACAUCAGAGCAGCGUCGGUUGCUCGACACAUCUACCUGAGACAAGGUGUGGGAGUGGGUGCCCUCAAGAAGGUGUACGGUGGCCGGAAGAGGAGGGGGACAGCACCGUCACAUUACGUCACUGCUGCUGCCUCUGUGCAUCGUAACAUUCUCCAACAGCUCGAGAAGAUUAAACUACUUGAAUUAGACAGUGCCAACGGUGGCAGAAAAAUCACAUCUAAGGGACAGAAAGAUCUCGAUCAGAUCGCUGGGCAGGUAAUGGCGGAAAAACUAAGGAAAUUGAACUGAUUUAUCGUGUGUUUUCUGUGCAUAUCCUUUAUUAUUGUCAUGAAAAUGAUUUUUCGAUAAAAGGAAGAAGUUUUAUAUCCA
Molecule: messenger RNA, 598 nt
Organism: Halichondria panicea
Lineage: Eukaryota; Metazoa; Porifera; Demospongiae; Suberitida; Halichondriidae
Product: small ribosomal subunit protein eS19-like
Exons: 6
Coding region: 29-517 (162 amino acids)
Biological process (GO): ribosomal small subunit assembly; translation
Cellular component (GO): ribosome; cytosolic small ribosomal subunit
Molecular function (GO): RNA binding; structural constituent of ribosome
Source: RefSeq, a predicted model, not a curated record